AUGCCUCAGAGCAGACAGGGAGCCACUAGUGACCUGGGUUAUUUACCAAAUCAGGCUUCAGGGGCCUCGCGUGGACCCUUUCUCAGUGCGUGGGAGAUGUGGCUGGUGAACAAGGCCAAAGAAGACCGUUUCAAACUGGAAAAACAAGCAGAUGAGGAGCAGUUAAGGAAGGAAAAAAAAAAACAAGAAGAACGGGAGCGGGAACAGAAAAGGAUAGUCAUGGAAGAGAAGAUCCAAGAAUGGCUACAGAUGAAAAUGAAACAGGAGAAGCAGGAGCACCUCAUGAAACUGAGCAAGGAGGAGGAAGAGAUACAGAGGCAGCUGGAGAAACAGAGGCAGACUGAACAGAAAGCUCAACAAAAGUACAAAGUCUGGCUGCAGAAGAAGAAUCAAGAAAAAAUAGAAUUAUAAAAGAAGGAGAAAGAGGCGGCUGCUCUGAAGGAGGCGCAGGAGCGAGAGCGCCACAAGAGGGCAGAGGAGAAGUUUAAGGACUGGCUGGCUAAAACCAACGAAAAGAGCAGGGCAAGUCCCAAAUCACCUUGCUACCCAACAGGUCCCUACGACACAUCACGCGCAUCCCCCAGCUUCUACAUCCCAAUCCCCUGGAAGCCCAUUCACGUCCCUCCUCAGGAAAUAACACCAAAUAAGACUUCUGCCAAGAAACUCCAGAAACAACAAAAAUGCCAACAAAGCCCCAGCACCGCUUUAAGGCUGAGGAACUGUGCCAGCGCAGCACAGAGAAGAUGACACGGCAGGCCGAGGUCUGCGACUCACGCGCCGGCUUAGUUACGGAUCAAAUAUGAUUUCAUCACCAGUCAUCCACUCCAAACAAAGCUCCUGAGACGAGACUGCUGAAUCACAGAAAUGUCUCUGUUCCUUAAUAUGAAUGUGGUAGUUUAGCUGUAAUAUCUUUAUUUUUGUUCCCGAUAUUUUAGUACACUGGAGCAAUGUUGCAUUAGCUAAAAUUAAUUUGUAUAUAAGGAGGUCUGCAUUUUGGGGAUAGCAUAAAUGUUGUUGUGGUUAGACAGGCCUGAAGUUUAUUCAGUUUUAUCUUGUACAUUUGAUCAAUUUGCUAUUUGCAUAAAAAAGAGACAUUAUCAAAAAUGUU
Molecule: messenger RNA, 1108 nt
Organism: Gasterosteus aculeatus aculeatus (three-spined stickleback)
Lineage: Eukaryota; Metazoa; Chordata; Actinopteri; Perciformes; Gasterosteidae
Source: RefSeq, a predicted model, not a curated record